GAAAUGCCAACUUCAACAAAGAUUUCUGAGAAUAUGACAUCACGUGUGACGUCAAAGAAUGUUUCGUCGCAAAACGCUGUUAAAAGUUACACGAAUCUUGGAUAUAAUCAAGUAGGUCAGAAUGCUGAUGUGGUAUCUAAUGUUCGUUUUCAACAACCUGUUGCUGUGGUCAAGGCUUUUGUUAAUCCAGGAUAUGACAAUAGUUUGCGGCAUGUAAGAUCUUUACCACGAAACCACUCUAAACUGAACUACAAGAGAUCUAUUACAACCUCCACCUUCCCACGCCGUAAACCUGUGUUGUACACCUGGUCUCUGAAACCAAUGGACACUGAACCACAACAAUCUCGACCGAGUCUCCCUAUAACGUACAGAGAAAUACACCCUCAUUUAGACCGUCGCAGAGCAACAAAACAUAGAUCCUCGGCCCGCUCUAGAAGCUUCACAAAAAGCAGUCUGAAGAAGAAGGACAGAAGACUCGGAUCUCUUAAAGGAGUCUACAUCACCGACAGUCGACCUCGUAGAUCUCAUCAACAAAAUUCAGUCUAUCAUGGAAGAUCAACACGUCCCAGCUAUUUUGCACCUAAUAGAUCCAAAGUAAAUUACAAGAUUUCAUCGCCUAGCGAGAUUUCAAAGGCCGAACGCGAGAAUUAUGCCGAUUUUUACGAAGAGCGUUAUAAGAUGGUCAAAAAAUCAGAAUUCCCAGCGUUCGAAUCGGGUUCGGCCAAGUACGAAGCAACGUCACGUGAUCUUGAGCCCGAGAUCUCUUCAAUUGUCAGUGGUAGUGAGUUUUCAGAUUUCUUACCAACUCCCCCUCGGCCAAGCGAUAGCCAAUCAGAGGGCUCGGCGGGGAGUUACUCGCGAGGCAGUUAUAAGGCUUACCAGAACAGGUUGGAGAAAAGCAGUAAAAGUCGAAGAGAAUUAGUAAGGGAGGACACCAGUCACUAUGAUCGUGCCAAACACACCAAGUCAUUUCAAGAAACAUUAAAGAGUUUAAGAAACGGCGGUCAGAAUGAUCAGAACAGCGUACAACGUGAAGUUGCAACAACCAGUGAGGCAACAUCACCCUGGAUUAAUAAUGACAGCAACUUUAGAAAACAACAUGGCAUCCCAAUAACAGGAGUCCCAGUCCUUCCACCCGAGCCAGUGUAUAUCAAGGUGGAGGAUAGUGAUCUGUCAGAAGAUGAAAAACGAUUUGAAGAUGAAACGAAUUAAGGAAUUAGCGGUUUAAUUAUUCAAGAGAUGUUGAAAUAGGGAAGCUAUGCGACCCAAUUUAUAGCUAUUGUGACGAUGUUUGGAUUUUAAAUUGAAUAUUAAUAUGUAGUCCGAAAUAAGUCACCAGCUUACUCCAAUAUCAUUUGGAACUGUCGUAUUUUUGUGCUCGUUUGACGUUUCCAAAAAGAUGAACGGAAACUCUAAGAUAAGGAUAACCAUCAAUCUUUUCUAUUCCUGUUGUAAGCCGAUUCACUUUUAAAUAUUGUAAACGGCGAUCGUAAUCAAUUACAAUGUUCUGAUUGGUUGACGAGCGGUCCAUAAAAACCAGACCUGGUCCAGAAUAUGGUAUAUUCUACCUUGGUAACGUCGAAUAUACCAGAAUACGUAUAGUCAACAUUGGUAUGGUCAUAUAUUCAAGGAAUAUGGUAUCUUGGUAUAUUAAUUGGUAAGGUCUAAAAUCCAUGUCCAUAUAUUCCGUAUCUGCAUGGACCAGUUUUCUGGAUGUCUCAUGCAAGUUCAGCUACAUAAUAACCUUGUGUGUUCAGUCUAUACUGUGAAAUAUUAGACCUAGGUUUUUGUAUAGACCUCGCGCUCCUUCUUCGCUCGGUCCAUACUAGUAUUACUCUUAGUAAGGUUGAAAAUACCAAAUAUAGACCUCUUUAGAGGUGCUGCAGUAUAGUUCUACACGCAAUACCCUUUUUUUGUAGAGAAAUUUACAUCAUAUAUUAUAACCUUUUUCAUUAGUUUACAUUCCUGUAGCAAUUGGAACUAGAGCUAAAGCAUUAUAAAACCCCAAAGUAAUAGGAGAGAAAAUAGAAAUUUAAUAAAAUCACCUUGGCCCUUUGAUAUACAUUAGCUUUUCAUUAGCUAAAUAAUUACUAUAAU
Dendronephthya gigantea is the source of this 2097-nucleotide messenger RNA. RefSeq lists its product as uncharacterized. The record is from RefSeq and is a predicted model, not a curated record. Bases 4 to 1212 code for a protein of 402 amino acids. The transcript is spliced from 3 exons. NCBI's taxonomy places the organism in Eukaryota, Metazoa, Cnidaria, Anthozoa, Malacalcyonacea, Nephtheidae.